AAAGCGGUCCUCCUCCUCUCCUAUCAGAGACACACACACAUACACACACACAGUCCAAACCCCCAGAAAAGCCCUGCUGAAUCCUCACACCGUCUGUCAGCAUGGGGAACGCUUGUUUUUCCCGGGACGUUUGUUUGUUUAUCCUCCUCAUAAAUACUUGCAGGGUGAUGGGGAAUGUCGGACUUGCAGAUGCAGACGAGUGCGCAGAGGGUUCGGACGACUGCCACAUCGAUGCCCUCUGCCAGAACACACCCAAGUCCUACAACUGCAUCUGCAAGCCAGGCUACAAGGGAGAUGGAAAGCAGUGUGAGGACAUGGAUGAGUGUGAGAACGACUACAACGGGGGCUGCGUCCAUGAAUGCAUCAACAUACCAGGAAACUACAGGUGCACCUGCUAUGAUGGAUUCAUGCUGGCCCACGACGGACACAACUGUCUGGAUGUGGACGAAUGUCUGGACAACAACGGUGGAUGCCAGCAAGUGUGUGUCAACACCAUGGGGAGCUACGAGUGUCAGUGCACAGAGGGAUUCUUCCUUAGCGACAACCAGCAUACCUGCAUCCACCGCUCUGACGACGGGAUGAACUGCAUGAACAAGGACCACGGCUGCGCCCACAUCUGCAGAGAGGCUCCGGGCAAAGGAGGCGUGUCGUGCGAGUGCCGCCCUGGCUUCGAGCUGGCCAAAAACCAGAAGGACUGUACAUUGACGUGUAACUAUGGAAAUGGGGGUUGUCAGCACACAUGUGACGACACAGACACGGGACCAGUGUGUGGCUGCCAUCAGAAAUACGCCCUGCACUCAGACAGCAAGACCUGCAUCGUAGAGGAUGAAUCAGGUGAUCCAGAGAAAGAUGAGGCUGCAAUUGAGAGCUCUGAGUUCAAUGCCACGUCAGUAGCUGAUGUGGACAAGCGGGUGAAACGGCGGCUACUUAUGGAGACCUGCGCUGUGAACAACGGCGGCUGUGACAGGACGUGCAAGGACACGGCCACAGGGGUGCGCUGCAGCUGUCCCGUGGGAUUCACCCUGCAGCCGGAUGGCAAAACCUGUAAAGACAUCGACGAGUGCCAGGAGAACAAUGGAGGCUGUGAUCACUUCUGCAGGAACACAGUGGGCUCUUUCGAAUGCAGCUGUCAGAAAGGCCACAAACUGCUCACUGAUGAACGGACGUGCCAAGACAUUGAUGAGUGCUCCUUUGAGAGAACCUGUGACCACACCUGCAUCAACUACCCCGGCAGCUUCGAGUGCCUGUGCAACAAGGGAUACAUCCUGUACGGUCUCACCCACUGUGGAGACAUAGACGAGUGCAGCAUCAACAACGGCAGCUGUGAGUAUGGCUGCAUAAACACCCAGGGCAGCUACGAGUGUGUGUGUCCUCCUGGACAGAAACUUCACUGGAACAAGAAAGACUGCAUUGAGGCGGUGAAAUGUCUGCCCAAUGGGAAGCCAGCGCCCCGAGCCCAGCUGACCUGCACCAAGAGCGGAGGGGCAGAGGUGUGCUCGCUGUCCUGCCCCUCCAAUGCCCUCUUCCUCGCAGACUCAGAGAACAGCUACACACUGAGCUGUGGAGUGCCAGUUCAGCCUGGUAAAGCUCCUCAGAAGAGGAACACCACCACUGCCUUACCCACCUGUGCCGACACGCUGACUCCACCUAUCAAACAGAAGGCCAGGUUUAAGAUCAAAGACGCCAAGUGUCACCUGAGGCCACGCAACAAGGAGAAACACAGAGAGGCAUCCAGGCAGAACCUGCAAGGAGGACAGUUCCCCUGCACUGACAACUGCCAGGUAACGUUCGUCAACCUCAAGUGCGACUCAUCCAAGAAGCGCCGGCGAGGACGCAAAUCGCCUUCGAAAGAGGUUUCCCACAUCACAGCUGAGUUUGAGAUAGAGAUGAAGGAGGAGGAAGCUUCAGACUCCUGUAAUGUGGACUGUGUGCGGGAGAAGAUGAAGCAGAAGCUGCAGAGCGCGAUGCGAACGCUGAGGAAGUCCAUCAACAAACAGCAGUUCUACAUCCAGUUCUCUGGGACAGAGUAUGAGGUGGCCCAGAAGCCGUCCAGAGUCCCAGAGGGCGUGGAGGCGUGUAGCACCGGGCAAGUCCUACAGGAGGGAAAGUGUGUGAGCUGCGGUGUGGGGACGUUCUACAGCGGAGAGCAGGAGCAGUGUGUCCAGUGUCCUCCUGGGACGUACCAGGACACGGUGGGUCAGCUGUCCUGUGAGCCAUGUCCCAGCACUGAAGGACAGGGUGUCGCAGGAGCCAAGAAUGUGUCUCAGUGUGGAGGUCAGUGUCCAGCAGGUCAUUUCUCUGCUGACGGGUUUCGUCCAUGCCAGCUCUGUCCACUGGGCUCCUAUCAGCCUGAACCAGGCCGAGUCCUCUGCUUCCCCUGUGGAGGAGGCCUCAUGACCAAGUACGAAGGAUCAGUCUCUUUCAGGGACUGUGAGGCUAAAGUGCACUGUGCUCCUGGACAUUACUACAACUCCAGUACCCACCGCUGCAUCCGCUGCCCAGCAGGAACCUACCAGUCUGAGUUCGGGCAGAACUACUGCAUCACGUGUCCUGGGAACACCACCACCGACUUUGACGGUGCCACCAACGUCUCCCACUGCAAAAACCAGCUGUGUGGAGGUGAGCUGGGAGAGUACACAGGCUACAUCGAGUCCCCUAACUACCCUGGAGAUUAUCCGUCCAACGUGGACUGUGUCUGGACCAUCAACCCACCACACAAGAGGCGGAUCCUGAUCGUGGUCCCAGAGAUCUUCCUACCCAUCGAGGAUGAGUGUGGAGACGUGCUGGUCAUGAGGAAGAGUGCCCUGCCCACCUCCAUCACCACUUAUGAGACAUGUCAGACUUACGAGCGGCCCAUUGCCUUCACCUCCCGCUCUCGCAAGCUCUGGAUCCAGUUCAAGUCCAACGAGGGCAACAGUGGCAAAGGCUUCCAGGUUCCAUAUGUCACCUAUGACGAGGACUACCAGCAGCUGAUAGAGGACAUAGUGAGAGACGGCAGACUUUACGCCUCUGAGAACCACCAGGAGAUACUGAAGGACAAGAAGCUGAUCAAGGCCUUGUUUGAUGUCCUGGCCCACCCCCAGAACUACUUCAGGUACACGGCACAGGAGUCCAAAGAGAUGUUUCCUCGCUCCUUCAUCAAGCUGUUGCGCUCCAAAGUCACCAGGUUCUUACGGCCGUACAAAUAGACAGGACCUCUCCACUGUCCUGUUACAGACCCCCAUCAUCCUGCGUCAUUCCAAAUCCAGCCCCCACCCCCUUGGUCAAAUGGUUGUACCUGUUCUAUGACUAGACUUCAUUUCUUGUAUUUGUCUUUAAUCCUGUUUGUCACGUGAUGCCUUUCCUCCUCUUAGACUCCUUUGAGUAGUAAUACAUGAUGAACUGAGACCCCUCCCUCCAGUGAGUGCAGCUUUUCUAUCGGGUUUGACUGAUAUGAGUGUUUGAAGGCCAGUAUUCAUAGUUUUAUAAAGUAGCAGAAGACACUUGACAUAUUCUAUGUGUAUAUAUUGUUUCUUUAAAUCUAAGCAUUUUAUACCAAACAGGUACAAGUAUUAAGUGUUUUUCUCAGUUUGGUACAAUUUAUCAGCUCACCCCAUCUAUAUGCCUCAUCAAUAAGGGAGCAACAUUUGGAAACACUGGUGGCAUUUGUUCUAACUGAAUAUUACAGUAAAUACUGAGUUGACCAUGUUAGAACAAAAUCAAAAAUAUAUGAAAUCAGACUGUCAUGUUUUUCAAAAGUCAAGUUUGGUCAAAUUUGAACACACAUGUUGCUACGUUAAGAUAGCACUAAUGCUAGCUGUUUCUCCCUCUUUCCAGUCUUUAGCUGUGUCUCAAUUCAGGGACCACAUCUUUCAUAAGACACGUAGCUGUUGUAGACCAGGAAGGCCGAACCGAAAUGAAAUGGUCUAGUCUAAGGAGAACUUCUGCUUUGCUCGCGCUUACUGUUCUGUCCCAAAGUGCGGCUCCUGUCACCUAGCAAGCUUGACAACAUGUAACUAUUUUUUUUUUACAAAAACUUUUAAGGCCCUUGGUUUUAACAGUUUAACUGUUAGCUGUUGAACUGAGCUUAAACCCAAUAAUUACAUUUAACAGUGUAAUCCUCAGGCUCUCUUUCUGCAUACGCGCAAUGAAUUUUGGGAUAGGUUGGGCCACGAAGGAUCCAUCUGUUGGGGCCUUCAUUGUCCAGAAAAAGAAGGACGCAUUUGAGGGAGCCUUUGAAAUGGGACAGUCUAGUCGCGCUGCUGUGACGCAGUCGGAGGAUGUGGCCCCUGAAUUGGGCCACAACUUUUAUGCUUUUAUGCUAAGUUAGUCCAACAGUCCCCUGGCUCUAGCCUCAUAUUUUGAGUGUGGUAUUGAUCUAAACCUUGGCAAGAAAGCAAAUUUCCCAAAAUGUUGAACUGCUCCUUUAAUAAUUGUACAUUAUUAAUCUGCAAAGCAUAAAAAACUCCUGAUUAUGAAUUCUUAAAGUCAUAAAAGUCUGUGUUAUCAUAAAGUGGAACCUCCAGUAUUUAAUAAAAGGCCAGUAUCAGCAAACCCACAUGUCGGUCAAACCCUGCGCCUGCACAACAUAUCCCGUAUCUUCUUUUCUCCUGCACCUUCUCUAACAGCUCCACACUCUUCUCUUUCCUUUGUCCGCCUCUCUCAUGUUGUUUUGCCCUGCUUUGUUUUCUGUGUCUUUGUUUUGUUUUUGUAAUAUUUAUACUGAACAUGUCAGAACUUGCAGAAGCCCACAUCACAGAUGUAAGACGUGUGCAUUUGUGUGGACACACACACAGGUGUACACGCCUACACAGAGUGAAUGGACGUAUCCUGAGUUAAAUGACUUCAUUGGUCCCGAUGUGCACGAGACACAGAUGAGAAAACAAUGGGUGCACUUAAAACACAUUUUAACAUGGAAAAUAAAUUGAAAGAGAUGUUAAAGUGAGGAAAUCUAAACCUGAGUGGGUGAAUCAGAAAGUCUAUAUUGUAAUUUUUUAAAUAAAAAAAGAUAUAUAACAAGAUGAGAUAAACUACCUGAAGGUAACAGAUUGUUACUUUAGAGAGAAAUGUUUGUGAUGUAACUAGUAUUUGGAACUUUAAUUGCACUUGAAUUUUGUAUGUUAAACCUUUUUUUGUGUUGUUUUGAAAUGUGCCACAUGUGGCGGCGAUGAGAGAGAAGGACAACCGUCUCCUGUCGUUGCUCCCACUCUGUAGCUCACAGUUAUCCCCAGUAUCUCUCACAGCAUCAACAUCUCAGAGCCUGAGACUGUAUGUUAAAGUAAAGCACACAGAGAAAAGACUUUGUAAUGUUACAUCACUCACACCUGCCACCACCACUAUAGUUAGUCAGUGUUUUCACUGCUUCAUCCCUCCAACGUGUCCUACAGGUGCCAGAGAGAAGAAGCACCGCCAUAAUAAAGACUUCUUGUAUGAUGGCACUACAUACACAUAGUACUACUACAGUAUAUACCUGUCUCUACAACACUAAUAUCUGCAUUCACCAAGAUGCACUCUCUUUCCAUUAAACAGGAAGUAUAGUGUGUAUACUAUACUUUUCUUUUAUAACCCAACUAAAUGUUUUGUGUCAUUCCCACUGGUACCAACAUGUCUAUGAAAUCCUGAACUGCAUAUCGAAGAUGGACUCUAUAUCUACAGUGUGAUUGGAGUUGUGAAACAGUGACUUGAGUGUUGGUCUGGAGGUCACAGUCUGUGUGUGUGUAACACUCGCAGCUUCAACUGUAACUUUAUCUGUGUGUUGUGUUGUGCAUAAAGAAGCUAGCCUCCCCUGACAAAAGAUAAACAUGCCUAUGUAAUAUCUCUUAUUAGUGUUAAUGCUUCUCUAGUUACUAAAGUCAACAUGAUUCAUGGAGAGAGAAAGUGUCUGUUCUUUGUGCUGGGCACGAGGACCAUUAGGAGUUUCAGUGUCAGUGUCAGUGCUGAUUCACUCAUCAAAGCCACUGGUUCUGGAUGAAAUCACCAUCCUGGACAUUUUGUAUAUUAUGGCUCAAAGUACAGGUCUUUGUAUUUCCUCCAGACAGGCAAUCACGUCAGUUCAUUUCAGAGCAUUGUGGAAAUCAAUUUUUGGAGAUAAAUAAUCUAUCACAGUGAACAACUGGUUGUUUAAUUUAUAUAGAAGUUAUCAUAGCUGUGUAUGUGUGUGUGGUAUUGAUGGGAUUGUUUUCAGAACUGACUAAAUCAAGCCUAUAGCCAAAAAAAAAAUCUCACCUCAAGGUCCAUUUAGUAGCUGUUCUGGUGCUUUAAGUCAUAUCACACAGUCUUCAUCAGCAGAGGGAAUUUGCUAAGCUGAAUGGAGUGAAUGAUGAAAAUGUUAAAAUUAGCAUUUUCGUUGGCACAACUUCUCAUCCAUAUUGACAUCAACAUUCAUAACAAAACUGCUGGGGAACUUUCUGUCAUCUCACAUGAUCUUCAUCAGUAGAUGAAGUCUCUGAGGUCCUUUAAGUGCUUGGGAAAGGUGCAGAUUUGCCAAUUCCAGGAAAGCUGGCUUUAACUCCAUUAGCAGAUGAAGAUCAUGUGAGAUGGUUGAAAGCCCCACAACAGCUACUAAACGGUUUUUGUAGUCAGAUUUUGUAAUAAACUGCAGUGCAAGACAUAGAAAAGCACCAUUGUGUCUCAGAGCAGUGUUGCUGUGUUGCUUGUAUUAUUUAGGUAAAACACAUUUUGACAUCACAGCAGCUGCUAGUUACCAAGCCAUCUCCAAAAUUAAAUGAUUGCUAAUUGUCUAGAUUUGAUGAUCCAACAAAUCUAGAAUACAAAAUAUGGAAAUAAAAGCAACUAAACAUCAUUAGUGUUGGAUUUUUCAGAUCUUUGCUCUUUGAUUUUCAUACUGGUCUGAAAUGAAAGCAGUGGAUAGAAGGUGGUAAACCAAUCAAAGAUCUUUGGUAAACGUUCUGCUGUCACAUGAAGGCAAAACCACAGUCCAGUCCUUCAGAGCACUGAGCUGGUCAUACUCCAGGAUUUUAUUUCAAAAUAGGAUUUUAGCAGUUGAGGGAAAUUUUAUUGGCAGUGGCUGAUAAUCACCCCUUAAAACAGAUAUACUCUUUAUCGUACCACCACGUCCGUCAGAUAAUUUCCCAAAAUAAAAGCAUACUGUUGUUAGGUGUUGUUCCAGGCCUUACCAAGUAGCUGCCACGCAGACAUAUUAUGGCAUGGCCUACUUCCUGUUUGAAGUGGGCACUGUUCACUAUGAGUGUUAUGAAAAAAAGGACAUGAAAUGCUCAGAAAUUUAUAAUUGACAGUUUUUUUCCUGAGAAUGUAUUCUGUUGUGAAUGGAUGAGUGUAUGUGGUGUGUGUGUGAUAUUCUGAGAGUGAAUGUGUGAGCAGCAAGUGUGUGUUUCUGCGUGUGUGUUUUAUGAAUGUGUGUGUUUGUGUGUGUGAGUGAGUUUUGGUGCCGGGCGUCUGUGAUUGAGAAAGAGACUGUGUAUGUGUGUACUUUAGUCUAUUUUGUAGAGGAAUAAUUUUAACGUUUGUGUUAGUUGGUUGUACCCAAAGAAAUAAACUGUAACGCAGUGUUGUGCCAUUGUUUGGUCCAUGAAACUCUAGUACUGAACAAAUUAAAUGAAACAGUAGCAGAAAACAGA
Seriola aureovittata is the source of this 7577-nucleotide messenger RNA. It is a transcript of the gene scube1, whose product is annotated as signal peptide, CUB domain, EGF-like 1. NCBI's taxonomy places the organism in Eukaryota, Metazoa, Chordata, Actinopteri, Carangiformes, Carangidae. Gene Ontology annotation, molecular function: calcium ion binding. Gene Ontology annotation, cellular component: cell surface. The coding region runs from base 102 to 3188 and encodes 1028 amino acids. Gene Ontology annotation, biological process: signal transduction. The record is from RefSeq and is a predicted model, not a curated record. The transcript has 24 exons.